AUGAAGAGCUUUUACUGGUACUUUCGACCAAUGGCGUUAUUCGCCAAAUUAAUCGGAGUUUUUCCUCUCAAAAAUGUGUUGUCCGGUGAUCCAACGAAGCUCAGUUUCAAAUUCAUUAGCUUCGAUAACUUAUAUAGCACCGUUAUAUUUGGUUUUUACAUGGGCAUGAUCUACUACUUUUCUGGAUUCGUAAACGUACAAACCGCUACAUUAUUCCAGAAGUGCGUUAUGUGUUCAGUUCUGUUGCGUUCCUGCCUGAGUUUCGGAUUUGUUUCUAGACACAGCAGAAAAUUGCCGGAACUGAUCAAACUCCUAGAUCGAUUCGAUAGAAAAAAAAGCAAGGUGUUGUUGGUCAAAUUUUCGAAAUGGUACAUAAACUUGUUGCUGUGGACAAUCUUGCCCUCCAUCUUCAUGGUUUUAGUUUUGAUUGCCACGUUCUGCAAUUACUCUCAACUAUACAUUGCGGUGGUUCCAAAAGACAAUCAACAGAUGAUUGACGGUUACGUCGUGUCUAUGAGCUUCGGAUUCCUCAGCAUCUGGCAAACUUUGCCUAUUAUGUCUUACAUGUACUUCGGAUGGAAAAUAAGGUGCAGUUUCAAAGAAAUCAAUACAACGAUAAAACUACGACAGUAUUGUGGUUGCUUUUUUGAAGAACAUAAAAAAUAUGACGAUAGCAUGAGUAUGAUUUUAAAAAAUAUCCGAUUCUUGCACAACAUGCUAUCGAAAUGCGUAAAUGAGCUGGGACAAUGCUAUGGAGGUUAUUUGGCAAUGGAACACGCAUUUAUUAUUUUGGUAAUCAUUAUUAAUAUUGGAGCGUACAUAUAUAGUAUAAAUCAUGACAUAAGUCUCCUUAUUAUAACAGCUAUACACGCAACACUUUUUUUCUUAGCUGUUAUAGUUUCUGAUGAAAUUCAAGAAAAGGGAAAAGAUAUAAUAGUACAAUUCCAAGGGCUUUACUUAGAUGCUAUCAGUUUAGAAAGUGAACGAGAGAUAAGGAUGUUGAUGCUACAAUUAAACUUGUGUCCCGUAAAAGUCAACGCUGCAGGAUUUUUUAUUCUCGACAAAAAAAGAUUAUCAUCGAUAAUCACCUCAAUUGCGACACACCUCAUUGUUAUGAUUCAGUUUAUAGAAGAAGAAACUAAACUUAACUGCUGCAAUUCAUCAAAUUCUUUCGACUUUUAACAAACUUCAUUGUCACGUAUUGAAAAUAACAUGCGAUUAUCAGUUUUCUAGAUAAUUUAUCUUAUCUAUAAGAUGAACAAUUG
This is a messenger RNA of Aethina tumida (small hive beetle), 1265 nucleotides long. Its product is annotated as gustatory and odorant receptor 63a-like. NCBI's taxonomy places the organism in Eukaryota, Metazoa, Arthropoda, Insecta, Coleoptera, Nitidulidae. Gene Ontology annotation, biological process: sensory perception of taste. The record is from RefSeq and is a predicted model, not a curated record. Gene Ontology annotation, cellular component: membrane. The transcript is spliced from 4 exons. The coding region runs from base 1 to 1182 and encodes 393 amino acids.